This is a messenger RNA of Drosophila kikkawai, 2197 nucleotides long. RefSeq lists its product as uncharacterized. NCBI's taxonomy places the organism in Eukaryota, Metazoa, Arthropoda, Insecta, Diptera, Drosophilidae. The record is from RefSeq and is a predicted model, not a curated record. Gene Ontology annotation, molecular function: ATP binding; ATP hydrolysis activity.
UAAAUCGCGCAUGUAAACAAAAAUGCUCGAAAACAAGUUGAAUUUUCCGGUUUUUCCGCUUUCCCUGCUAGACGACAGCGAACACCAGCCCCAGCGUUGCUAUGUGCCGGCAGGAGAGGAUGUCCUGGAGACAGGAUGGUGCCGCUGCCACCUUUCCGAUGGCAGCUACUCCGUUUGUUGGGUUACAACGCGGUCCGGCAGUGAGACUUGUUGCUUCCUAGACGGGAUUGUCACCUCCUCGUCUCGAUUUGCACCCACCACCAAUCAGCGGCUAGUGAAACUGGAGCCUCUAAAACUGGUUUCCAGUGUGAAGAGGAUUCCCUGCGUCGUCACAGUCACAGAGGAGCUACUGCAACGCCCUCAGGUUGCGCUGGAGGAUCUGCGGGACGAUGUGCGGGUGUUCUUGCGCCACCUGAAGCUCACAAGAGGAUGCUCCGUGCAGCAUCGACGACUUGCCCAGUUGGGGAUCGCUAGCGUAGAGAUAUUCGAUGCUCCAGAAGUCGGCCUAGAUGAGUGCUUUGAAAUAGCUCGCAAUGCUCAGUUGCUCCUGGUGGACACGCGCCUGGCGGUGCCUUAUCCCUUAGUUUGCUCCUCGCGUUACCUGCUGCACAGCUUCGAGACGGCAAUGGAGGCCUUGGAGCGGCUAGUAGAGACCUCCAAGCGCGACUUUACUCAUCGAUUUCCCACCACAGCCUUAGUUGUGGGGCCCGUGGGCUGCGGUAAGAGUCGUCUGCUGGGAGAGUUUCUGCGUCGUCACAGCUGCAACUGCUUCUACAUCACCUCUAGCCAGGUGCUGCGUUCCUAUCCCGGCGAAACGGAAGAGGAAUUGCGAAGGAUCUUCCAGGCGGCUGAAACAUUUAAGGAGCAGCUGCAUCCGCUGUUGCCCAUUCUGAUACUCAUCGAGGAUCUAGAGCUGCUCUGCCCCUCGACAAGCUCCGCGGAUGCCAAAGAUGCUAGCAAUUCGCUGCGCAUUUCUGCCCAGCUCUACAAACUAAUUGAUGCACUGCCUCAAGGCAUUAUUUGUGUGGCCACCUCUGGAUUUCCGGACUCCUUGCAUGAGCACGCUCGCCGGCGCUUUGUGCGGGAGAUUUCCAUUGAAAUGCCCAGCGAGGAGCAGCGCCGACAGCUUCUGGAAGAUCUCUGCCAAGAGCAAGCUCUAGAAGUUUCCGAAUCACUCCUCGAACACUUGGCCAGGAACACUCAGGGAUAUGUGAUGGCCGAUCUAGCACUUCUUCUGCGACGCGUGCAACAGGAAUGGCUGACUAAAAGGGACACAUGUUCCAGCUUGGAUCAAAUCUUUCGCCAGUCACUGCUCCGAACGCAACCAAGUGCCUCCCGGGCCACGGAUGUGCGUGUGUCCAAGAUGACUGAGGGAUUCGAAGCAAUUGGAGGAAUGGAAUCUCUAAAGCGCACACUGCAAGUCUCCGUUUUGGCUGGCCUUCGGCAGAGUGCGGCAUUCGCUCGUUUCGGUUUGAGUUUGCCCAAGGGAGUGCUGCUCUAUGGACCACCAGGAUGUGCCAAGACCACCAUUGCCAAGUGCCUGGCCAGGGAGGCGAACAUGACCUUUAUUGCCACCUCAGCGGCGGAGGUUUACUCGCCAUACGUGGGCUGUGCAGAGAGGUUUAUCUCGCGGAUUUUCGACACGGCUCGCAAGAAUGCUCCUUGUUUGAUAUUUCUGGACGAGAUCGAUUCCCUUGUUGGCCGAAGAACAGUUUCAAGCGGUGGCGGCGGUGGCCAAGUUCAGCUGAGGAUUCUCUCCACUCUGCUCACCGAAAUGGAUGGAAUCGUGGGCGGCGGUAGCCAGCAGCACAUUCUUGUUGUGGCGGCCACCAACCGUCCCGAUAUGAUUGAUGAUGCUCUAAUGCGACCCGGACGCUUUGACAAGCUCAUCCAUGUCCCGGCGCCAGAUGCGGAUUCACGUCUAGCGCUGCUCCGGCUGCAUGCCCGGCGGAUGCCCUUCCAUGCGGACGUGGAUCUAGAGACUAUAGCCUCUCUCACCGAACGCUAUUCCGGAGCGGAUCUGUGCAAUCUGUGCAAUGAGGCGGCCAUUGAGGCAUUCCAGCGGGAUUUCGAGGCUACCGAAAUCCAGUGGCAGGACUUUGAGAAGGUCCUCGGCAAGCAGAAGUCCUCGCUAACACAGAGCCAAAUCGAUAGCUACUAUAGGUUUGCCUACAGGUUUUUGUAAUUAAAGAGGAAA